AUGAUGAUCAGCGCAAACAUCUUCAAAACCAUUGCGCUGAUGAAGUUGGCCUCUGUCGCUGCUUUGCCUCAGGUCGUGGUCCAGCAAGGAACAUACCAAGGCAAAUACGUUGCGGGAUAUGACCAGGACCUUUUUCUCGGUAUUCCUUACGCGCAGCCUCCUGUCGGCGAUUUGCGCUUCCAAAAUCCUCAGCCUCUGAAUGCAACCUUCGACGGGGUCCAGAACGCUACUGAAUACGCCGACUCGUGUGUCGGAUAUGGAAAUAGUGCGGCCUGGCCCUUUACGCUGGGAGAAGAUUGCUUGACACUCAACGUCGUUCGCCCUUCGGGUUCACUUGGGAAUGGACUGCUGCCGGUAGGCGUCUUCAUCCAUGGUGGUGGCUGGACCAUGGAUUAUAGCGCAAAUGGCGUGUACAACAUGAGCUGGAUGGUGAGCCAGUCCGUGAAAAUGAACAAACCCAUCAUUGGUGUCUCGCUGGAUUAUCGCCUGUCUGCCUGGGGUUUUCUUGGGUCGCAGGAGGCUCUCGAUGCUGGAAUCGGUAACAUGGGUCUAAAGGAUCAGCGUGUGGCUCUCCGCUACAUCAAGGACAACAUCAAGGCCUUUGGGGGUGACCCAAAGAAAAUCACCAUAUUUGGAGAGAGUGCCGGCGGUGGUAGCGUCGGAUUCCAGGCUCUAGCCUACGAUGGACAGGACGAGAGUCUGUAUCGCGGCAUCAUUUCCCAAAGUGGUGCCGAUGGAAGUGCCAUGAAGUCACUCGAGACUCGCAAUGCUGCAUAUCACAACCUUACGAUCGCUACCGGAUGCGAUGAGGCAGCUGACACCCUUGCGUGUCUUCGCGAGGCGCCAUUUGAGGUUCUCAACAGUGCAAUCGUGAACAAUACCAGUGGCGGGUUCGGACCCAUGGUCGACGGGGAGUUCCUCACCGAUUAUCCGUCUGUCCUUCUCCAGGAUGGAAAGUUCACCAGGACUCCAAUGCUUGCUGGUACCAACAGCGAUGAGGGUACUUUGUUUGGCGGUUCUACUAUUGACACUGAAGAGGAACUCGCUGCAAGCCUGGUCAAUGCCGGCUUUGAUAACGAGGCUGUGAAGAUAAUGCUAGCUCUCUACCCUGAUAUCGAUGCCCUAACCUUGCCUGCUGGAUACCAGACGCCUCUGGACGGCUCCGUCGGUCGCCAAUUCAAGCGCUAUGUCACCAUACAAACAGACAAUGGCUUCCUCAGCUGGCGGCGUCGACGUAGCGAUGCUUACUACGAGUAUGAUAUGCCUUUCUACUCGUAUCACUUUGACGGCCCUAUUUCUGCUCGAGAGACCAGUCCACCUCUGGGCAGCAGUCAUUUCGCCGAGGUUGCCUACGUCUUCUACAACCUUGAAGGCCAAGGCUACGCAGAAAAUGCUGGCAUCUUCCCAACGAGCAACCAGGACCUCAACGAUUUGGCAAACUUGAUGAGUCGCAUGUGGGUGAGCUUCAUUAAUGACUUGAAUCCAAACAACCACGGGAUUGUCGGAGUCAAGGAGUGGCCUUUGUACAAUAACACAGGAGGUUUCGGUCAAAACUUCCUUUUUGUGCCAGGGAAUAGCCAUGCUGAGCCUGACACAUUCCGGCUUGCUGGAACUACCUACAUUAACACGAUCAGUAAGCAGCUUGGCCGAUAG
Molecule: messenger RNA, 1653 nt
Organism: Pestalotiopsis fici W106-1
Lineage: Eukaryota; Fungi; Ascomycota; Sordariomycetes; Amphisphaeriales; Sporocadaceae
Exons: 3
Coding region: 1-1653 (550 amino acids)
Source: RefSeq, a predicted model, not a curated record